This is a messenger RNA of Eupeodes corollae, 9466 nucleotides long. RefSeq names its product tyrosine-protein kinase Abl (gene Abl). Gene Ontology annotation, biological process: protein phosphorylation. Bases 1525 to 6189 code for a protein of 1554 amino acids. The record is from RefSeq and is a predicted model, not a curated record. The transcript is spliced from 9 exons. Gene Ontology annotation, molecular function: non-membrane spanning protein tyrosine kinase activity; protein binding; ATP binding. Lineage: Eukaryota; Metazoa; Arthropoda; Insecta; Diptera; Syrphidae.
GCAACGAAACGACAAAAUGUCAGACACCCGUGAGUAGAGAAGACGUCGUCGGAUUCUUCUGUGUCGACGAAAAAAUAAAAUUCAAAAGAAUUUAUUAAAUAAAACAAUAAAUAAUUAAAAAGAAAUUAUUAAAAUUAAACCAUAAAAGUGAAUUCAAACAAAACACAUCAAUUUUGUGAAUUUUUCAGUGAAAAACAUAAAAAUAUCCGACUCAAGCAAAAGAAAAAGAAGAAAAAGCUUCUAUAGGUGUGUGCCUGUGUGUGUUGAGUUUGUACGCAAAUUAAAGAAGAAAAAGAAAAAGUGCUCCAUCGGACGUCGCCGGGGGAUUUAUCCGUAUUUCUCAUCUCUCGUUUUACAAGUGCAUUGCAUUUUCCUUGCCUCUUCUUGUUCUCAUGUUCAUAUUAUACUCUACUCAUCAUCAUCAUAGUUGAAGUCGGCUGCUGCUCAGCUCGGGACUCGACUCGUUGUCGUCUGCUUCUACCCCCCUCGUUCGUUUAUUGUUGCUCUUUACUUCUGAAGGCUGAGGCUGGUGGAUCUGAAUUUGAUUCGGAUUUUGAUUCUAAAUCUGGCUCCUGCUCCAGGGAGUGGAUUUCUCAAGGGCUUUGAUUACGCGUACGUCGUCAAUUUUGUCGAAAGUCCACAGGAACGGAAACGAAACUUUUAUCGAAUAAAAGAAAAAUAAGAUUUUCUCCAUAUUCCCGAUUUAUUUUUCUUUUCUUCUCUCGUCACUCGGCUCGAGCAUCGAGCUCGCACCACAAAACGCAAUCGAUUCCAAUAAGGAAUUCCAUAUAUUCGUUCUUAUGUACAUAUAUGCAACAACAACAACAAUUUAAGUGUACGGACGGGCAAUUGCUGCGUGUAUGUGUCUCUAUCGGUAUAUCGCUCUCGGUGUCGUUGUCGGUGUGUAUAUGUGUAAAGCGCAGCAGGGAAAAAUAAGAAAAUUCUUUUCAAGUCUUGUUUAGAAAACAAUCUUUUUAUUUUGCACAAAAACCGCUUGAAAAAGUUUAUUUUAUUGUUUGAUAAGAAAAAAGAAACAAAAGCAACUAAGAAAAUGUGUUUGCAAUUAUUGUUAUCGAGCGGCGUUCAUCUUCAUCUCCAUCAACUUCUACUUCGUAGUGUAAUCGGUGUUUCGCUUUCGUGUUCCUUAUUGGAUCUGGAUCCUCGUUCUCGUUGUGCCCCCUUAUCGUCGUUGUUUUUGUCUUCAUCUUCUUCGUGGAGUGUGGUGAAAUUGUAAAAAUUUUCCUCCCAAAUAGGAAAAGGGAAAAACCGACUUUUCCAUUUCCACAGUAAAAACAAAAAGAAAAAUCAUCAAGUUUUGGGGUAGGAAAUAGAAAUCGAAAUCGUAAUCGAAAAGAAAGGACAAUCGGCGGCGGGAGGACACUCAUUGGAGUUGUGCUUCUGAGUUGUUGGUGUUUGUUUUUUUUGUGUGCGACAAACGACUACGUGGGAGGACAAGACAAGAGGGAAAUAAUUGGCCAGAGCCAUUAAUACCAUCGACUACCGAUACCGAUACCGACCAUCAACAUGGGGGCACAACAGGCCAAGGAUCGGUCGUCUGGAAGCCAAGGAACUGUCAGUUGUAUUGGGAUUAGUAGCAGUGUUGGCAUAAGUAGUAGUUCCUCGAGCAUAAGUGGUGUGGGUGGGGGUGGUGGCUCAGGCUCAGGUGCCUUGGGUGCAGGAUCAACCCUUCGAGCGAGUCGCAUGAAGUCGCGUUCAUCCUCGUCCUCAGCCGCCGCAGCAGCGCCCACCGCUUCAACAAAGGAUAAUCGUAGUGCAAUUGGAUUGAAUAUCUUCAGUGAACACAAUGGUCCGAUGAUCAGGAGUACACAACGUGAUACGGGAAAAUAUCAAAUGCAUUUAGAAGCCCUCCUGCAGUCACGUCCAUUGCCACACAUACCGCCCGGAUCAAGUCUACUGGAAGCUGAAUUAAUUGCCCAGAGUCAGGAUGGCUCGUUGCAUAAUGCACAAAGUCACAGUCAGGGCCCAAGUUCGACGACCUCAGGCUUUGAAUCGGCCCACCGAUGGACAUCGAAAGAAAAUCUACUAGCACCCGGCCCAGAGGAGGAUGAUCCGCAGCUAUUUGUUGCACUCUAUGAUUUCCAAGCUGGUGGAGAGAAUCAACUUAGUCUGAAGAAGGGCGAACAAGUCCGAAUAUUGUCAUACAAUAAGUCAGGUGAAUGGUGUGAAGCCCACUCAGAUUCGGGGAAUGUCGGUUGGGUGCCAUCGAACUAUGUGACACCAUUGAAUUCGCUUGAAAAGCAUUCAUGGUAUCACGGACCAAUAUCCAGAAAUGCGGCCGAAUAUUUAUUAAGUUCGGGAAUAAAUGGAAGUUUUUUGGUGCGUGAGAGUGAAAGCUCACCAGGUCAGAGGAGUAUAAGUUUAAGAUAUGAAGGUCGAGUGUAUCACUAUCGCAUUUCGGAAGACUCUGAUGGCAAAGUAUACGUAACGGCUGAGGCUAAGUUUAAUACUUUGGCCGAAUUGGUGCACCAUCAUAGCGUGCCACACGAAGGCCAUGGACUGAUAACACCAUUAUUGUAUCCUGCACCAAAGCAAAAUAAACCUACAGUGUUUCCAUUGAGCCCCGAACCGGAUGAAUGGGAGAUUUGUCGUACGGAUAUUGUGAUGAAACAUAAAUUGGGUGGAGGGCAAUAUGGAGAAGUGUACGAAGCUAUUUGGAAGCGAUAUGGCAAUACAGUGGCUGUUAAAACACUCAAAGAGGACACAAUGGCACUGAAAGACUUCCUGGAAGAAGCUGCCAUAAUGAAAGAGAUGAAACAUCCAAAUCUAGUGCAACUUAUAGGUGUAUGUACAAGAGAACCUCCAUUUUAUAUCAUAACAGAAUUCAUGAGCCAUGGCAACUUGUUGGACUUUCUACGAUCCGCCGGCCGUGAAACACUAGACGCAGUAGCUCUUCUCUAUAUGGCAACACAAAUUGCCUCGGGAAUGAGCUAUUUAGAAUCACGAAACUACAUCCAUCGGGAUUUGGCGGCACGUAAUUGUCUUGUUGGAGAUAAUAAGCUAGUUAAAGUGGCCGAUUUUGGUUUGGCCCGAUUGAUGCGUGAUGACACUUAUACAGCACAUGCGGGAGCUAAAUUUCCCAUUAAAUGGACAGCACCGGAAGGCUUGGCCUAUAAUAAAUUUAGUACGAAGUCUGAUGUGUGGGCUUUUGGUGUGCUUCUUUGGGAAAUAGCCACAUAUGGAAUGUCUCCUUAUCCUGGAAUCGAUUUAACCGAUGUAUUUCAUAAGCUAGAAAAAGGCUAUCGCAUGGAACGACCACCGGGAUGUCCGCCCGAGGUGUACGACCUAAUGAGACAAUGCUGGCAAUGGAAUGCACAAGAUCGACCCACUUUCAAGAGUAUCCAUCAUGCUCUGGAACAUAUGUUUCAGGAAUCAUCGAUUACGGAAGCAGUUGAGAAACAAUUAAAUGCUUCACAAACCCUCACCCCACAAAUGGGAAAAAAGCCGCAGAUGGGGGGCGGUGGUGGUGGCGGAGGUAGUGGAGGUCACCAUGAUCAACAAGCUAGCACACCGCUAUCAGAAACGGGCUCCACCUCCACCAAACUGAGUACAUUCUCCAGCCAAGGCAAGGGUAAUGUACAAAUGCGACGAACCACCAAUAAGCAGGGAAAACAAGCUCCCGCUCCACCAAAGAGAACGAGCCUGCUGUCUACCAGCCGGGAUUCAACAUACCGUGAUGACGAUGGGAAAAAUUUCGUUGAAGAACUGAAUACGAAUGGUAGUUUAACCCGGGACAUAACCAGCUUGGCUAAUCGUUGUGAUUCGGAAAACGAUAAUCCGGAUGCUGACACCGAUGGCGACAGCAUGGAUUAUAAUAACAAAAUUCAACAUUCCCUAGGGCAUCAUCAGAAACCCGUUCAGCAUAGCUCGUUUAAACGACCAACACCAGUUAUGGGUAAUCGUGGUUUAGAGACACGCAACAGCAAGCGAUCCCAACAACAUCCGAUUCAUGCCAAACAUUCAAUGGAUCAUACUCAGCAUCAUAGUUUGGCUGGCGUGAUAACGCCACCAUCAAGUCAUCAAAUAACUGUGGGUGCUUUGGAGGUUAUGAAUGUAAAGCGAGUAGUGAAUAGAUAUGGAACAUUGCCUAAAGUCGCCCGGAUCGGUGCUUUUCUUGAUAGUUUGGAAGAUUCUGGCGGUGUUGUUGUUCAGCAGUUAAAUCAUAACACUGUGGUUUCAGAUGUUCCGCCCCCACCACCCCCCGCCAUAGGAACAAAUGGUGUAAUGGCUCGCAGCAAUAAUCUAACCAGCAGUGUGGCCACCUUCAAAGGAGGUCAACCCCAGAUGAUUCGAAGUAAUUCUUCAAGUGGUGUUACAAUGGCCAACAAUGCAUCGGCAAGUCUCAAUAAGCUACAACGUCAUCGCACUGCAACUGACGGCUCCAUGAUGACAUUCUCCUCAUUCCGUGGUUCUAGCAAUAGUCCAAAACGAGCUCAGCAAUCAGGCCUAGCCAAUUUAGACUUCCCACCACCUCCGCCAAUAGAUCUGCCCCCACCACCCGAAGAAUUCGAAUCGCCACCACCACCGCCACCCAUAAUUCCCAUUCCUCCACCAGCGCCAAUCAAUAACAACGACGUUUCGAAUACCGCUCCGAGUGUCGAAGAAGCUAGCUCGAGAUUUGGAGUUAGCUUGCGCAAACGUGAACCAUCUACGGACUCGUGCAGCUCUCUUGGCAGCCCCCCAGAGAACCAUCACCAACAGGAUAGCAGCAUGAAGGAAAAACUCGAAAUGAAACUGAUGGCCGAAAUCAAAGAACGAACUAAUCCAGCAAAAAUGCAAAACAACCACAACCACCACCACGAUGGUCGAGAAAAUGGUGGACAACAAGUAGAUCCAGUGUCACAAUUAGUCACUGAACUGGCUGAAAGCAUGAAUCUUCCCAAAGUGGAUAAGAAGCAGCCAGCAGCACCAAAGUCGGCGUCGCAUCCCCCAGUGACAAAUCAAAGUGAAUCGUCCAACACAAACACAUUCAAAGCUCAACUUAAGCGCGUAGAGCCGAAAAAACUGCAAACCCCACCACAGAACGAUUCAAAUACAAUCAUUGACUUCAAAUCACGCCUCCGUAAGGUCGACAACAACAACAGCAAUGGCAACGAUGCCAAAGAAAAUCAAUCACAUCAACAGAAUUCCCUAAAAGACGACAGUACUAACUCGGACGAUAGUACGACCAAAAACUAUAAUAAUUCCUUUAGAAAAGACAAUUCGGAUCGACAUUGUUCCGAUAACAAUCCGAAUGAGCUACACACCAAGCCAAAAUCUAAAUCACAGAUCGAACUGAAAAAGACUGAAAUAAAAAUCGAAGUUUCCGUGCUUCAUAGUUGCGGAGACCAAGACAACAAUAAAAAGGACAGCAAUCACUCGUUGAAGUCUUCAACUACUGCUGCUACAGACUCGGGAGACUCUUCGGAAGAUGGUAAGCGCCGCAGCACUGGCAGUAUUAGUAGUCUGAAAAAGCUGUGGGAGCCCAAAGAAUGCACUCCAACUGAGGGUCAGACACAGCUCUCGCCAAAGUUGGCAAUGAAGAAUCAUUCCAAUAACGAGAACAGUGAAAUUAUAACAACCGGGACAACACCUACUCCACCAGACUCUACAACCGACCAGCACCAGUUGCUGAACAAAAGUAAGCCCGCAGUUCCACUAAAACCUACCAAACUAACAAUCUACGCCACACCCAUUGGCCAGAAGAUCAACACCGACGGCAACACCAACUCAAAUUCUACAACUCCUCUCAGCAAUAACACAUCUUCGACACAAAUCAAUCGUGAAAGUAUACUAGAGCUGGUAAGUCUGCUCGAGGGAAGUCUUAAACUACCAGUUAACUCGAUUUCAGCUUCACAAUGGCUUCAACUUAGUGACAAGCUGAACAUCCUUCAAAAUUAUUGUGUAGUGUUUGCUGACAAUGAAACAAUGCCACCGCAUUCAAAAUUUCAUUUUAGAGAACUGGUGACCAGAGUGGAGGCCCAAUCGAGGAGUCUACGUUCGGCGGGCAGUAAGAAUGUCCAGGAUAAUGAAAAAUUAGUGGUCGAUGUGGGACAAUCUCUCAAGCAGAUAUCAAAUGCAUUGCACAGACCCAUGAGUCUAGUCAGUAAGCGAAAAAAGCAUUUGCUUGUAUUUAUUUGUUUUCCCAUGUCCCACAAUAAAGUAAUAAAUUUUGUUUUUUUUUUUAUGUAACAUUUAAACAUUGUGGCAUACGAAAUUAAUAACGGAAAAUUAAAAUUAAAAGAGAAAAGAAAUAAAAACAAAUCAGCGAAGGUGUUUUGCUCCUUCAAAAAAAAAAAAUAAAAAUAAUAAUAAUAAUUAAUUAAAUACUGAAAACAUCAACAUUACUAAUUUUGUUCCAUAGUUUUGUCUGUGAUAUGUUGGAACAUUUUUUUUAGUUUUUUUAUUUUAAAUUACAAAUUUUGAUUGUAUGAAUAUUUAAAUAUGCACUAUUAUUUAAGUUUAAUUUGCUCAUUUAGAUAAUUAUGUUCUUUUAUCUAGGAUUUCUUUUUCUUCUGUGUAUUUUAAUUGAAACAAAAUGAUAUAAUAGACACUGCCAUUAUUUCGAAAAAUGAUAAUUUAUUCGUAAAUUUACCUAAAUUGUAUUCAACAAUUAACCUUUAAAAGAAUAUGUGAAAUGUUCAUUGUGCUGGAGGAGUCGAAGUCUUUGAUUGGCAAGUUAACUAGAUUACCAUUCAGUUGAGAAGUCGGAUUUGAAUAUUGGAAAGAGCUUAUAACAGAAUUAACAAAUUGGUGUUGUUUUUGGAUGAUCGUCGCGCAAGAUAAUCUGAAUACAGUUUUACGAAGAAUUUUUCUAAACUUCUAAGGAAGGGUUAGCAGUUUUUAAUGUGACUUAAAACUGUGAAAUUUAAGGACGAGUGUCAUUUGGUGAACAUAAUUCUUUUAUAUUCAUUUUCAAAUCAGAAGAAUUUUUUAAAGGCUAUAGCUAAAGUGCGUGUCUCGAAUACAAAUCUAGUCCAUCUUAAAUAUCUGUUUGGACAAAUGUUCCAAGACGCUUUUACAAUCAAUCUUAUCACGAAAAUAGGCAAAUACUUUUAAGAAUCUCGAACAAAACCAUCAACAAACAAAUAUGUUCAUAUUAGAAAAUAUUAUACAAUUUUGCAUUGGGAAUUGAUUAAGUGAUAGUGGAUUUGUAAAAAGUUUCCGACUACGAUGUUAUUGGUAAUAGAGCUGCAUAAUUGCUGUCUUCAAAUUAUUUUUCCUUAAGCAAGAGUGUCUCCAUUCUUAUCCUAAUGGUUCCCACAAUUUAUUGAACGUAAUUAAGAUCUUAAAAAAAAAUGUUAAAGUCUCGGGUAAAGCCGAAUUUCGUAAACGCUUUUUUGAUAUUGCUCUUAGCUCAUAUGGUAAGAUAUUUUAUAUCGAUGAAUCUAACCAAAUAACAGACCUCUAUAAAUGAGAAGAAAGCUCAUAAACUUGGAACCAAAAAUACUCGUUGUCUGAGCGGCUUAACACCAAAACCACAUUUUAAUUUAGAUUGCUUUAUUGACAUUGGGCAACAUAAGGUACUUCAUUUGCAGUCAACUUCAUUCUUUGAACGUAAAUUUGACCAAGGCAACUAGUUACUUUUCCAAGUGUCAUGAAGUUCAAAUUCAAAACUUUACUUCAAAAACCUCUACUUUAAGUUCAUAGUACAAAAACUACCAAACACAUUAUUGUCUACAAAACUCUGCUCAGACAAGCUACAAGUCAAUUACGAUUUGUCUUUUGUAUUGUAAAGAAAUAUUACUUAUUUCUUUUUUAAAUUGACAAGUAACCCUUUUACAUAAAACAUUAAAUGGAAUUGUUCAGAAAAUAAAUAAAAUAUAGAGUAGUAAAGCUUAGCUUUCACUUAAAUGAAAAAAUAGUUGUCAUUUUGACAUAAGUUGACUUGACUUCGUAGUUAGGGAGAUUUUUUUUGAAUAACUUUCCAGAAAACUUUCCCAUAAAGUAGCCUUAAUUGGAAGGCUUUUUUGGCAGCUGGCCAAUCAGGUACUAGAAACUUGCCUUAGUUUCAGGUCCCUUAUGUCGCCUGAACCUGCCCAUUGUUUACACAGGCUUUUCAUAGUUUCGUAAAUGUCGAUUGUUCAAAGCUCUUACAAUUCUUCUUAUUAUUCAACGUUGAUUAAAUAAAUUGAAUACUCUUAAGAUGUUAAACAGUUUUAAUUGCAGAUCGCGAUUGUUUAAGAAUUUCGUCCAACUCUUUUUCUGCAUGUAAAGCUCUUCAUACACAACUUAUAUUACUCUACGUUUUUUCAUGAACUAUUUGGAAAUUUCUUUUUAUAUUAUUGAUAUUAAAAAAUGGAUCUCAGCGGUUAAGAAUUAUCAACCAAUAACCACUUCUUAUGUAUUCUUUUGUUGUUAAAUGAAUAUUGGAAUAUAUUUUCUCCAAGCUAAUCAAACACACCAUCAACUGAAUGACUUCCAAACAAGAACUUUUAUAUUAUCUCCUUAUUUAAUAUACACUUUGUUGCAUUUCCUUUUUUGUAAUUUAAUUUGUUUGUAAUAAUUUAGAACUAUGAAAUGCAAAGUUCCAGUAAAUCAAAAUGGUAAUAACUACAAAAAAAUAUAAUUAUGUUAAUAUUAUUUUAUUUUGAGCAUAUCAUUAAAAUCAAAAAUUUACAUAAAUUUAUCCUACAAUAUACCAAUACAAAGCAAACUUAUUCACAGAAACACAAGGAAACUUUGUACGUAUGUUUAUCUAAAUGUAACAAGACCGUAAAAAUGAGUUAAACUAAACACUUAUAUGUAUAGUUUGAUCUUGCAAUAUUAUACUACAAUUUAAAAAUUGAUUUUAUUGAAAAAAAAAGAAAGCUAUUUGUUUUAAUUUACACAAACAAACAAAAAUUAUGUUUUAGUAACAUUGAAUAUGUUUUAUGUGCAUUUUGCAUGAAAGUACAUAAUUAUAUUAUAAUCAUUGCUUGAAAAACUCUUCUAUUACGAAUAAAUUUUAUGAUUAGUUUUUAAAAUCAAAAUAUUAUAAAACAACACUUUAAACAACAACAAAUCGAAGUAAAAUUAAAAUAUAAAUAAACAAAAUGCUAGUCGUACUCGUAAAAUAAACAACAAAACAUAUAAAUAUAUAUAAAAUGUAGUUGAUCAAAAAUUAUGCAUAUGUAUAAAACUUUAAAAAAAAUAUAUAUCGGUAUUUUCUCAAAUAUUUCCAACUGUUUUAAUUUUCUGUUUAAAUUUAAUGAAAAGAAAAAACUUAAAUCAAAUGUUUUGUUUUUCUUCUUCUAACUUAUAAUUGAUAUGAAAGUUAGAAAUAAUAAUCAAAAUAUUUCGCAUUUUUAUUUUUAAAGAAACAACAACAAAAAAAUACUAAAUAAGCAAAUAAAUUAUUCAUUACCCAAAGAUAUUUAUGCAAAAUGAAAUUGAUUUUUCGUUUUAAUUUUAUUAUUUUAAGCUAAUUAUUAAGUAUUAUAUUUAAAAAUCAAUUUAAAUUUAAACAAAAAAUUAAAAAAAAAAAACA